Messenger RNA from Paramormyrops kingsleyae, 4932 nucleotides. RefSeq names its product armadillo repeat containing 5 (gene armc5). Gene Ontology annotation, cellular component: cytosol. Gene Ontology annotation, molecular function: protein binding. Gene Ontology annotation, biological process: anatomical structure morphogenesis. The record is from RefSeq and is a predicted model, not a curated record. NCBI's taxonomy places the organism in Eukaryota, Metazoa, Chordata, Actinopteri, Osteoglossiformes, Mormyridae.
GAGACCACGAGUCCCAGAGAGCAAAUAUAAUACCCGCCUUUCCGUCCCUCCCUCUCCGGCCGCCGCCUUCCUGUUUGUUAUUUUGCUGAAAUGGCGUUAGCUGCUAGCUAAGAAGAUUUCGUUUGGGUUGUUAAAAUACAAGCGAUAUACUGUAGUUGAGGAGUACUCCAAAGAGUGCGAAUUGGAAGCUUUAUGGAAAUGCUUCCAUCGCAUCAACAUGGAAAACUCGAAUGCAGCCGUUAGCAGUGGAGGGACGACGGCCGGUGUACCGGAGUCCUCGCUGUCCUGGUGCCUGUUGCAGCUGCAGAAAACGGAAAAUCCCACCAAGGCAACGGCUGGGGGCGGACAAGGCAAAGAAGAGGAGCGGAAGGAGGAUGCAAGGAAGGCCCGGGCAGGGCUGUGGCGGGCACUGGUCGCGAUCCGGACCCAGCACAUCAAAGGGGGCAUUUCAAGCAUCAUUAGGUUCAGAGCUCGUAGUGGACUACCUCUUCUCCUGAAACUUCUCCAGCAGUCAGCAUGUGACAGGAAGACCCUGGAUCUGACGCUCAGCAUCCUGGCCAACUGCUGCACAGAGAUUGAGACGCGCGCAGAGGUGAGGAAAUUGGGAGGGAUACCACUGAUUGUGGAGAUCCUGAAGAACGUCUCCGUGGUAACGGUGCAGAACCGAGCCGCAAGGACCCUGGGAAACCUGGCCAUUGACUCUGAGAACUCAGAGCUGAUCCACUUUGCAGGUGGUGUCCCACUCCUUAUCCUUUGCCUCGCCAUCUCCCCUCCUGCCUCAAGUUCCCCCACCCUCCCCUCGACACCUGCUGGCCCAGUGUUGGAGUGUGCCCAGUCUGCUGCCCGUGCUCUCCAGUAUCUCUCCGACACCCCCUUGAACCGUCUGUCUUUGCUGUCCAAGGGUGCUCUUCCCGCUCUGGUCCUGCUGAUUGCCCCUGAGUACCCUCCUGGUCUGAGGCGAGCCUCUCUGCGUGCUCUGAAUGAGCUGACGAGGGGUUGCGGAGCAGAAUGUGCCCGGGAAGUGGUUCGGUCGGGAGCGCUGGACCAGCUAGGGGCCCUGGUCAUGGAAGAAGCUGAUUGGCCCUCAGAAGAAGUUGGCCUGAAGAUUUUGGCCAACCUGUGCUCCCAGGGCUGCCUCCGCCCACUCGUGGGGUCACUGGGGGUGAUUCCGAAAUUUGUCGAGGAGGCGAAAGGCAACACUCCGAAAUCCGCCCUAUUCUUUCGAGCCCUCUGCUUGUGCUGCAAGGAGGCUGUGAACAGGGUCAAGGUGAAGGAGAGUGGUGGAUUGGAAGUUUUGAUUGGCUCGCUCUCUGUCAGUCAGAGCCACCCGUUUUCCCGAUUGGCUGUUUUGGCCUUUGUUGACUUUGUUUACGAUGAGGCGGUGAUGGAGCAGCUCCAGGGACUGGGGCUGGUUCCACUGCUGGUAGCCAGACUGGUUGCUGCAGCCAAAGGCGAAGGGCCAGCUUCCGGAGAGGCGGAUACGUCCACUGCCUCUUCCUCUGAACUGAUGUCUACUUCCUGCUUUGACUCCUUUGAUUUCCCACCACCAGAGGCAAACCGGAAAGAUGAUGGAGGGAAGGAGCACGGACAGGAGUCCUCCAGCUUUCUCAGCCUGAGGUCUUGGUUGUUGUCUGAAGGGCUGAUCUCCUGUGAGGGGGAGCUGCUAUCUCCCACGGCGACUGGGGUUGCUGAGGGAGAGCUUGGCACUUGUCCUCCGACCUCUUUGUCUGAUAGGCUCUCUCUUUUUUCUGGCCCCUCCUCUUCGACCACACCUACUCCCACACCAUUGACGGUUCCCUCACCGCCAGCUGUCAAGAGCCCUUGUGGCUCUCGUAACCUGCCUCCUAUGUCUACCUCUACCCCCAAACCAAACCACGUCACCUCUGCCACCUUUCACCCGCACCGACCCACACCUCUGUCUCCAUCCAAACCUCCUUCACAGAAGGCCGCACCCCCGUCUCCUUCUAAAGCUCGCUCACCCAAUGGCAAACGAGCCGGCCCACAUCUCUUGGGUCCCGCCUGUACGCUUCCUCCGGAAACCCCUCCCUCGCUGGUGCAGGCCCCCACCUACCAGCACCCCUACCACCCCGAGCCCUGGACAGCCGAGUCGCCAGUCCUGCUCCUGCUGUCCCGCUUUUCCCAGUCUGUGGACCCCAGUUCGGCUCUGGGCAACGCGGCUGCCAUCUCGGGCCUCCUGUACUACCUCACGCAGCACAGGGAGCCCAGCAGCCGCUGCUUCCGCGUCCUCUGCCGCCUGAGUUGUAACCCCAACUGCCUGGAGAGCCUGGUCAGGACUGGGGCUGUGGCCUUCAUCUGGCUCCGCCUGUGCCUGGGACAGGGGGCCGGGGACAGGCAGACGGGGAGGGUGAAGACCAAGGUGCGGCAGCUGGGCAAGAUGGUGCUGAACAACCUGCGCAUCCAGAGCGAGUCCAGCUUCGGCUCGGGAGUGCUGAGUCACAUCAUGCUGUCCGGUUCCGAAGUGGACCGUCUGCACUGCGCCCUGUCCCUACCGCUCAUAAACAGCAAUAAAACAUUUCUGAAGAAGCUGCUGUUGGAUAACGGGGGUCUGCAGCUGGCGGUCGAAGCGCUUUGUUGCCAAGGCGACGCUGACGACUGUGUCCUCGGGAGGUGGGCAUCCCUCUCCAGCUGGCUCCAGCCGCCCCACCCGGCGUCUCCCCCCAGCCUUCAGUUGCUCUACUUGUCCCUGCUCGUCGAAUGCCUGUCAAACCUGCCCAGCCCCCCAGCUCUGGAGUUAAGGGUGGUGGUGGAGUCGGGGCCAGGAAGUGGGCAGGAGCUCGGAGGUGACAUGCCCCCUCCCCUUAAAAAGCAGUGCUUCGCCCCCAUGUGUCCCUACCUCGAUUCCCGCUUCGAUCUCGUCUUCGUGUUGGACGACAGCACCCGGGUCCCGGCCAACAUGGAGGCGGUGUCGGGGGGCCGUGACGGAGAGGCAGGUUCGGAGUACUUCAGGGCACUGCUUAGGGGAGGAUUCUGGGAAGGGGGGCGGAGUCCCGAGGAGGGCAUCCCGAUACGGGACGUCACACCUCAAAUGCUUCUGCCUGUGUUGCACUAUUUACAUGGCUGUUCCGCCAGCAGCGGGAGGGAGGAGACGGAAGAGACGGGGAAUAAGAGAAUUGGGGGCCACUGUCAUAUUUUGGGGUCUCUGAACACAGAGGGGCUCGGGGAGGAGGAAAUGGGGUCAAAUGGGACCACCGCCCUCCAGAAAACCCCCUUAACAGAGGCCAUGAGGGGAGCCAACAUGUUUCUAGUGUCAGGGCUGCAGAGGGAGCUGGAAGACUUGGGCGUGUCCCUGAUUCUGACCUCUGCUGCCUCUCAGCCGGGAUCAGUGGCUCAGCUGAGAGCCCAGCCCCCAGACCACACUGAGCAAAAGCUGAAUCCCAGAACUCAGGGCAGCCUGGAGUGGGAACCGGGGAAGGGGUCUGCAGAGGAUGGCCGGGCAGGAUUACCAUCAAGCGAGAAACUGCCAUGCUCGAAAGCAAGGCUCUUUAAAGUGCCAGUAGGACCCAGGGCCAAGUCGGAGGCAACGCAAGCCCGCGACGUCCAAUCCAGUAGCCAGCGGCAGAGACGACCAGGCAUGGUCACGAGAACUGGCUGCGAGAGAGGACCUGAGAGAGAACCAGACUUAAGGCGCCUCCUGAAACCCAACCAGGAGCUCAGGAUGGAAUGUGGGCCAGAAGCUCCUUGCAUAACCAGUGACCUUUCCCAGCUCAGCUUCGCUCUUAGUUCUUGGUUGGAUUCUGAGUUAAUCUUAGAACCUGAACAGAAGAUGGGGGACAUUGUCAGCCGGGCGGUAGACGAAGACUCAUCGAACCUCAAACUACGGUCGGCGUCUCUCUGGGCAUUAGGAAGCAAGAUGAGCACAAGAUCUGACUACAGUCUGGAGAGUCUGGGUUCUGCGUUGCUUUGUACCAGGGACCAAAAGAAAAGCAGCCAAUCAGAAUCAACAUCCCAGUUUCACUUCCUGUCGGACUGGAGCUUAGGCUCGGAUCUAGAGGAAGCGUACGACGACAGGUACUGCUCCAUCGUCAACCUCUCGACCCCUUGCUUUUGUGCCACGUCGGAUGCAAAAUUAGAUGGGAUGCGCAACGCUGUGUUAGGCCAGGACUGUCCAAUCCAUUCCACGGCGAAGCCCAAAUUCCAAAAAGCAGGUUGCAGCGAGACGCGCGGGUCCAAGCCCGAGGAUGUUCCGGCAGUGGGGGCCCUGAGCCUGAAGGUCGACCCGGCGCCCGAAUCCAAAAGAGAGAGCUGGCCCCUGGUGGCCCAUCUUCCGUGGCUCUACUGCUUCUCCCAGCUUCACGGCUACACGCGGCUAGCCCGGGCAUGCCUCUCGGUCCUGCUGUGGCCACGGGCCGCCCUGGCGCGCCCCCCCACCUCGCUUGUCGCCGACUGCCUGCGGCAGCUCGCCGAGCAGGAGCGCGGGGCCGAGGCGCUGACCCGGGACCUCAUGCUGCUCGCUGCCCAGACACUGAGCUGAGAAUCGCAGGGCUCCGCGCAACCAUUAAGGGUGCCCAGCUUGCUCCACACCAUAGUGAUGCGUAACCUUGGUAACAUGUAAAUCCAUAGUGGAGUCCCAUCCGUGGACCAAUCGCUAGCUGAGGUAGUGUGAUAUCGUAGUGUACAAUCGGCAUACUGUAUACAUUAUUUUUUUGUAUAACUUCUGGUAGUAAAAAUAGUUGAUGAAAUGGUAAUACAAUGGGGAUAAAAUAAUGCACACGUUUUUACUUUUUUGCCUUUUUUUUAUUUUGUGCAGUGUGUGUAAAUUCCCUAAAUGUAAAUUAGACUGUUGGGAGCCACAGUGAUGUUUAUAAUGGUUUGUAAUAUAAAUACUGUACUGUUUACAUGGAGAGAAGAAAGCGAUGGGAAAGAUCUCUGCCGUUGUCAAAUUCAGAUCUCAAUAAAAGACCGCUAGCAAUA